Molecule: messenger RNA, 300 nt
Organism: Trichobilharzia regenti
Lineage: Eukaryota; Metazoa; Platyhelminthes; Trematoda; Strigeidida; Schistosomatidae
Source: the annotation of a GenBank genome assembly
AUGAUUCGCUGUGGGCCAGAACCAAUUGUAACAAGGGAAAUGUUGAAAUAUAGACGUUAUAUGGAUAAUAUAGGAAAAUGGUUGCAGAAGACUGGUUAUACUUCUCGUGUACUUGAUGACGCUACAGCUGCAUUCAUUACAACUGUGAUUAAAAAAAUGGGUCCCACAGCUCCAAGAUUAUGCCACAAAGAUCCUUCAACAUAUAUAUACCUUAAAGACUUGGGUCUUUUGUUUCCGAAGGCUAAAUUUAUUCUCAUGAUACGUGAUGGACGAGCUGUUGUCGCUUCAACUAUCGCGUAA